Messenger RNA from Pseudonaja textilis, 5357 nucleotides. RefSeq names its product ATPase Na+/K+ transporting subunit beta 3 (gene ATP1B3). The record is from RefSeq and is a predicted model, not a curated record. Gene Ontology annotation, cellular component: sodium:potassium-exchanging ATPase complex. Lineage: Eukaryota; Metazoa; Chordata; Lepidosauria; Squamata; Elapidae. Gene Ontology annotation, biological process: potassium ion import across plasma membrane; intracellular potassium ion homeostasis; intracellular sodium ion homeostasis. Gene Ontology annotation, molecular function: ATPase activator activity.
CAGUGCGUGUGACUGGCCCAGCCCCUCUUUCCUUUCCUCUCUUCUGCUCUCCCGCCGGGCGCCUGAGGGCUAUUUUCUUAGCGGUUCGGAAGAUCCACUCUAGUUCGGCAACGGAUCUCCGCCGUCGCCGCUCGGGUGCCCGGGAAGCAGCCGCUCCAUUCUGCCCAUCUCUCGCUCGCAUUUUGGGCUCUGCCAGCUAUGACCAAGGAGGAGGAGAAACCGUUCCGCCAGUCUAUGGCCGAGUGGCGGCAAUUCAUCUACAACCGAAACAGCGGAGAGUUUCUGGGGCGCACGGCCAAGAGCUGGGGCUUAAUUUUGCUAUUUUAUCUCGUCUUCUAUGGCUUCUUAGCUGCACUUUUCUCAUUCACAAUGUGGGUUAUGCUCCAGACAUUAAGUAGUGAUGUACCCAAGUAUCGUGACCGGAUUUCUUAUCCAGGACUAAUGAUUUCACCAAAACCAGAAACAGCACUGGAAUUUUCAAUAAGCAAAAAUAACUCAGGAAACUAUAAUUAUAAUCGUUAUGUAGAACCUCUUCAUAAAUUUCUAGGAGCAUAUAAUGAAACAAAGCAAACCAGAAACAUUCGGUGUUCUCCAGGAAAGCUCUUUGACCAGAACUCUGUAAAUAAAUCAGCGUGCCAGUUUAAUCGAGAUAGCCUGGGACCUUGCUCUGGACUACAAGAUGAAAAUUUUGGUUAUGACAAAGGAACACCAUGUGUUAUUAUAAAAAUGAAUAGAAUAAUUGGAUUAAAGCCCGUUGGAAAACCAUAUAUAAACUGUAAUUCUAAGGAAGAAGGCAAGGCUACAAUAAGUUAUUUUCCUGCUAAUGGAACAGUUGAUUUGAUGUAUUUCCCAUAUUAUGGAAAACGCCUACAUCCUGACUACUUACAGCCGCUAGUAGCUAUUCAGCUAGCAUUUAAUACAACCAGUGCCAAAGAAGAUGUAACCAUUGAAUGCAAGAUCCUGGGAACCAACUUAAAAAAUGACGAUGAGCGUGAUAAAUUUCUGGGACGGGUUUCAUUCAAAUUUCAGGUAUCUGCAUAAAAGUCACCAAUAUCGCCAAAAGGUCAACCUUAUCAGCAGGACCUGCCAUUCUGAAAGAUGAGACCACCCAUAAGAAACCUAGAGUGGAACAAGGCAUUCAGGGUAGCAUAAUGUGCUUCCAAUCAUGAUUUCAAUUUGUGACAAUGUAACUGCCCAUCAUGCUUUUGCCUAUUGGACCACUGUACAGAUAUAAUCAUUUUAGUGACCUGUAAAUAGAUUCCAGACAUGUAAUCAUGGUGGUAUGACUUGUUCAAAAUGUGGGCUUUAUCCCCAAGUGAGUGUCUGUAAUGUAUGUGCUGUGCUAUGUAAAUAUUGUAUUGGUUUAACACUGGUUAACUAUCAUAUCAAUACGAACACAGUCUUAGAAAGGUCAGACUAGUCAAUUCAACACCGUGAAUUAAGUCUAUGCAGAGAUGCCUUAAAUCCUGUAUCCCGUGGGAGGUAGUGGAGAGCUUCAUGUGGAUUUUAAGUUUAGCAUUGAUUUUUGACAUUAUUUAAAUACUGAAGUAGAUGUGCUUAUUGUGCAAGUAUUGUGUGUACAUGCAAUUUUUGGCCUAGAUUUGAUAUUUCAGUUGCAAAAUUAUUGUGUUUAUUGCUGUUACAUGGAGCACAGAUAAAACCAAUACAAUGUCACUUUUUAAAACUUUUUAAAUGAGAAUUAUCCAUAUGAAACAAGUCCUUUACAAUGUGUAUGGUUAGAGAUUUGGUAACAGUCAUAUUAUAAAGCUGCUUGAAAUAAAAAAAAGACCUCACAAUAUGGGACUAGAUGUACAAUUUCCAAUUAAAAAAUAUUCCAGAAUGGAGAAAUGUCUGUUUAAACAUUUUUAAACUCAGUAAGACUAUCCGGAUUAAACAUUCCUUUGUUUAAUUUAUAUAGUUUCAGAUGAAUUUUGUCCUCUGUAAGUAGUAUUUAAAAUUUAGGAUUUUUUUCUAUUAAGCAUCCUUUUUACUAAAUAUCCUCUGCAUUUCAAGAUGUAUUUUAAGCACCUCUCUAUAUUCCAGGUUAUGUUAUUGAUGUUUCUUUCUUCUUUUCUCUUCACUCCAGGCAAUUUAAGAACCAAAAAUAAGUGGUUCAGAAUGUGCAUUAAAAUACACAAUUAACUUUUAUGCAAUCAUUUGUUGUUUUUUUUAAAAAAGAACAAUAAUACAAUAAGAACUCUUUUCAACAAUAGUACAAGUUCUGAGAGGAAAAGUUUUCAGUUGUUUUAUAUAUUUAAGAUCCAUAUUGAGCAUAUCGAAGGUAGCUAGAAAAGAAGUUCAAUGAAGGUAAAACCUAUCUAGAAAGAUUGAAUAUGUGAAUUAGGGCCCUGGGAAUCUGAAUGAAAUAAGCUAGUGAAUAGCCAAAAUAAAUCAAACGGUUUUGCAGUUAAAGAAGAGCCACAAUGUUGUAUGACUUGCUAUUGGUGUUUUGUUUUUUUUUAAUAGGAGGAUUCUAUUGCUUUAUUUGCUACUCUUGGUGUGGCCUGUUAAGAACUUGUAUCUGUGUUGUGAAACCAUUGUUGGUUCUACUAUAGCCAUAGACUUGGGCAGGUCAAACAUUAGGAUAAAACAGUGAAGCUUGAGGUACAGUUUGAAUUUUUAUUCAGAGGUAAUAUUUUAAAUACUUCUGCCUUUUGAUGUAACAGAGAGUACUUAAAUAUGAGCUAAGUUAAAUCAAGAUGCUGGUAAGGCUGACAAAAGAAUUCUGGCUAUGAAUAGAAAGAACUCUAGCAGCUUAGAAUAUAGCAAAUAUCAUCUCUGAAACAUGUGGCAUUGAGGAGUCCCACAUCACCUCACAAACAUGGACAAAGUUGGUUUUUCUCAGGGGCAAGGAAGGAAUAAUGGAGAGUUUGCUUUUGUGUGAAAGAUCAUGUUCUGGCCCCCUCAAAGGUUCUGUGUAUAAAAGAAAUGAAAAUUCUUGCAAGGUGGACAGGUGAACUUUAGAAAUUUGCUGGAUCAGUCCAAGGCCUGUCUCAGCCCAGCACUUCCUUUCCCACCAUAACUAAAUUCUCCAGUGGGCUCAACACACAGGAUAUGGAGAGAGUUCCUGCUUUUGUGCCACAGUAACUGGUAUUCAGAGGCAUGCUGAUUCCAGUUCACUGAAGUCAUAGACCUACCUGUUCUCUUUCAGUUUAUUCAACUGCUUUCUAAAACAAUGAAUGAGACACAUGGUGUUUCUCUGGGAGUAACGGAGUAUGGAAGGAAUGGGACACAAUUUUGACCUCAAGUGUCAAAAUAUGAUGUAACUUGAGUUAUGGAGAACUAGCUGGUGUUCUGCUUUAGGAAGUAAAUUUUCAUUCAAGUUGGAUCUUGAUUCGUGUCAAAUGUGUCAGCCAAACUUUUCAUGGCAAUGUUUGGCUCUCUUUUUAAAAGAAUGGUAAAAAAUUAUUCGAUGUCUUGAUGCACAUUGAAUAAUGAUGCCAAAAUGCUUCCUUGCAGGAAGAGCUGCAUGUAGCAGUUGAAUCCAUAGAAUAGAAUUGUGAGUGUUUUUCUGUCCUUAGAAUGUUGUUAAUACAAUGGCAAUUCCAUGAACAGAUAAAUACUUUGAUAAUCUGCAGAACCUUUUAUACAGUCUGAGCAAAACAUUUCAAACACAAAAUGGCUGUUUCAUCUGUUCUAAGCUUGGAACAGACAUUUGUUCUGAUUUUUUGUACCAGUCUUAAGACACAAUGGAAUUGUUGUUGUUUCAAAUAUUGACAUCCUGUAAUUGACUUGUUUGCUUUUCCUUUAUUUUCUCCAAGCCAGUGAGAGUUCAUUAGCCAGUGAGCAAAGAUUGCAUUGUUGCUAGCAUAUAGGCUGGCUCUAGUUCAGUGGGUGGGGUUGGGUAGGGGAGAGUUAGUUAAGUAUCUCUUCAGUGAGUCAGAAUAAUUUUGAAUAUUAGUCAGACUUCUACCUGAUGGAAGGCGGUAUUGUGGUUUUUAAAAUUCCUUGCUAUAGGGUAAUUAGAUGAAAUGCUGCUUUCCCUCUGAACUCCCUGACUGUUGUGGGUUUUCUUGUUCAGAAAGUUGCAAAAACCUGCAUGUGCAUGAACUGUAAGAGCUCUCAUAGAAUUGAUAGUGAGAAGUUAUUUUGUAGUAGCAUAAUGAAGGGACUCCAUUAUUGUUGCUUUUGGGGUACGCAUAUUGCAGUUUUGUAGGUGAUUUUUUACUUUUUAAAAUUUAGCAAGUUGGUCAGCGUUUCUGUAGAUCAAGUGAUAAACAUUCAACAUGGAAUUUUACCACUUCUAAUUUAAUGAUACUUGAAGCAUUUUGAGCUAUGUUUGAGCUGACUAAAAGUUCUGAAUGAGGCUGUUUGUUGUCAAGCUUGGAGAACAUUUUUUAAAGAAAAAUUGAAUAUAUGCUUAUUUUUGUGCACUGUCAAUCCUAUUCCAGAAGGGAACACUGUGAGUGUUUUUAGGCAAAGUUGUAGUGACACUACUUUGACUCAGACUAUUCACCCAACAUGCUAACCUCUAUUUUAUUCAUAAGUCUGUAUGACACCUAAGCUACACAAGCUACGUUUACACAAUUUGUUGAGCUGAAAUGUCAUUGAUUAUUUUGGGUCAGGGUGUCAUAUGAACACAAUCACAGAUGGCAUUCAGUUCCCUUCACCUUUUAUUUGUAAUUUGUGGAAAAUAACAGCAGGAGACUUCCGUGUGUUUCUUGCAUGAAAAUUUCCAUUGGAGCAAUCAUUAGGUGAAUGCCAUCCUUCUGAGAGUAAGUUUAAAAAGUAUGGGACAAUACAAUGAUGUUUUUAAUGCAAAAACAGACAGAAUUUCUAAUUUGUCUUUAAAUACAAUUGCAUUAGUCUUUCUCUGGAACAAUUUGCAAACUUUUAAAUAAUUUCUCCAUAUUUUAAAUUCUUCAUCCCAAGAUUAACAACUGCUGCUAUGAAAUAAACAGGGUUGAACAAAGCAGUUUUAUUUGGCUGACUGGCUUUGAUCAGAUUUUGUUUCAUUAGGCAACUUGUUCUAAACUUGGUAACACAUCCUUGCAGAGCAAAUCUGCUAGUAGUUGCCAGAGACAGUUUAUAAUUUUCAUUAAUUUUCAAGGUUGAUUCAUUGAUUAAGUGCACCAAUGUUUGUAAAGUAAGAAAAGAGUCAUAGCAGAUUUACAAUCGCAUUUGUAGAAUACUGCAAGUAACACAGUAAUCAAAUCCAAGUUGAAGUUUAAAUAAGUGCCAGUUUCAAAUUGUUAUGGGUCUCAAACAUGGGGCAGAUCAAUUUUGACACACAUCUUUGCAAUUAUAAUGAUAAUAAAACAAAAGCUAUUUUGAAAUCUCUAGAUUCUGUAAUAGUUUUAAAAGGAUAUACCUAACUAUCUCCAGUAGAUUUUUUUUCCUGUCAUUUGUCUACACUA